UGCGAAUGCGCAAAUUCUUCAAUCGAAAAUCGUUCAGCGUUCUGAAACAAAACAGUUAUAUUUCUAGGAUAAAGUGCGCAAUCUAGUAUUCGCUGCGUGCGUGCGUGAUAAAAAAAACAUAUCUAAAAUGGCUGGCUCAACUUUCUACCUAGAGCAGUAUCUGGAUAGUUUAGAAGAUUUGCCCACAGAGCUCAAAUCAAACUUUAAUAAAAUGCACGAUUUGGACAAGAGGAACCGUGACACUAUGGUACAAAUUGAUAGCUCGAGCGAUGAUUACCUGCGAAAGGUUCGUGAUCUAAGUCCCUCUAAGCGGAAGCAGGAAAUGGAGAAGAUCCAGAAAAUGUUCAAGAAAGCCAAGGAGAUGUCGGACGACAAGGUCCAGAUUGCCAUACAGACCUAUGAGCUAGUUGACAAACAUAUUCGGAAACUUGACGCAGAUCUUGCCAAGUUUGAGGCAGAAAUGAAAGAGAAGGGACGCCUCAGUCAAACCGAAAGCGAAGAGGAAACAGAACAAGAAGAAGAGAAGAAGGGGAAGAAAAAGAACCUGAAAGACCCAAAGCGAAAGAAAGCGCGAGAGGAAGAGAAAAAACAAAAGAAAACGAAGAAUAGUAAAGCCGAUGUUUCAGUGACUCAAACUCCGUUUGGUAUCCUGUCUGUCCCCCAGGAGGUGCUGGAUAUGCCGGUUGAUCCGAACGAGCCGACCUACUGCCUUUGUGGACAGGUCUCCUACGGGGAAAUGAUUGGCUGUGAUAACCAGGAUUGUCCUAUUGAAUGGUUUCACUUUGGGUGCAUGAGCCUCACCACUAAACCCAAAGGGAAAUGGUAUUGUCCCAAGUGUUUACCUAUGUUCAAGAAGAAGAAAUAAUACUCAAAACAUUUAAUUCAAACUCCUACUCAAUACCUUAUACUCGUAAAUAUUGUUUAUUCUGUAUCUAUAUUUUUAAGAAUUGUAUGUUAUAGUAUUUCAUUGAUUACAAGGUUGUUAUUCAAAGUUAUUCAACUUAAACAAAUCUUCAUUUUUUCUUAAAAUUUAUGCAAUGAAAAUCAAAAAAAAAGUAUUUAAUAUUGAAGAGAAAAAAGAAUGUAACCAAAAUAAACGCAUCAAUUUAAUUCGGAAACACAUUGAAUGUGUAACCUUCAUUUUUAAAGGGAUUCUCGACGUGAUUCUCAGUUAAGUCAAAAGUCCUACAAAUCGCAUUAAGUCGAAUUGAUAACUUUAAAUAAUCGUGAAUAUUUUGUAAUAAUCGUCUGAAUAUUUCAGA
Messenger RNA from Eurytemora carolleeae, 1262 nucleotides. RefSeq names its product inhibitor of growth protein 5 (gene Ing5). Lineage: Eukaryota; Metazoa; Arthropoda; Copepoda; Calanoida; Temoridae. The record is from RefSeq and is a predicted model, not a curated record. Gene Ontology annotation, biological process: regulation of DNA-templated transcription. The coding region runs from base 128 to 865 and encodes 245 amino acids. Gene Ontology annotation, cellular component: nucleus. The transcript has 2 exons.